This is a messenger RNA of Coniosporium apollinis CBS 100218, 1662 nucleotides long. RefSeq lists its product as uncharacterized. The transcript has 2 exons. Lineage: Eukaryota; Fungi; Ascomycota; Dothideomycetes. The record is from RefSeq and is a predicted model, not a curated record. Bases 1 to 1662 code for a protein of 553 amino acids.
AUGGCCCCCGAGCAGAAUGCGCGCGGACCUCAUCGCAUGCGGGACCCUAUCCACAGCCGCCCACCCCCCACCCACGAAGACACUGCAUGCGAAGGCGAGGCGAUGGAAGGCACCGCAGAGGGCAGCGACGCACCCCCUCAAGGCAAGGCUGGCCCCGUUCCUGUGGAUAGCUAUUGCAUUGGCGCUGACAGGCAUGAAGACGAGCUCUUCGACAAGAUUGCGUCCCAGAUCGAGGGAGUACCGGAGGCUCAGUUCACCGCAAGACCAGAUCAAACGCCCACUGGUGAUGCCCCUCCGAAGGAUGCCGGGGAGCUUCAAGCCGAGGACGAAGGCGACGAAGAAGCGCUCGACACUACGAAGCUGAGCGCUCGCGACGCGACGGCGAAGCGCUACAUCGACACUCUCAACAGCGAAGGAUACUUGGAGUUGGUUGACAUGCUGCUGGCAGAGGAGCUGCAGAAAUCCAAUUUCCUCAAUCAAGCUGCAAGCCUAAUGGUCCGAUCAGCGGGGUUCGAGAUACUAGCCUCUACGAACACACGUGUUCUCACCGCUAUCCUAAAGGGCAACCUCGCCCUCGAAGUCAAACGGAACCCCGAGACGGCUAAAGCCGUGAACCGAAUGGCACGGCGCAUGCAGCACCAGCCGACCAUUUACCAAAACAUCCUGGUUGACAGCCAGGGCUUGUCCCCAACCCCAACGGAGUUGCGCGCAGUCAUUGUCAGGCUCCGAGAGUACGUUGGACGUACGGACAGUGACUUUGCUCUACGUGUGGACCGAGUGAAGGGGCGAAAGAGGGUAUCGGCGGAAAAGGUGAAGAGCGGGCGGCGCAAGUACCUCGUGCUUGCCGCACAUAGCGACGUUGUCCUCAGAUUCUGCGAGAAUCUGUCAAGACGCCUGGAUGCUUUUCCUCAGAGCCAAGCGGAUCAGCCUUUGGAGGCGCCGCUCGUUGAGUACGGCUUCGCGAGCAACGCCGCCGUCCGGCUCCAGCAACACAAGUCGCACAACAGGUCCAACUAUCUGAUGAACCUGACAGAAGCCGUCCGCCUUCUUAUGUUCAAGGAACGCUACGCAAUCCGGCAGCACAUCGUUUAUCUUGUUUUCCGGAAGCCACAAUGCGUAGUGGCGGAGAUCCUCUUCACGCGGCUGGGGUGUGGCUACAUCGAGCACGGCGGUGGUUUCAGCCACCAUCCAGCCGGCCAGAGCAAUUCGAGGUGUUACGAUAAAGAAGGGUUCAGGUGGAAUCUUUAUCUAGAAUAUGCCUGGACUAGUUCACCGUUCAAGCAUAACGCCGAGAAGGACUUGGAGCGGGUCACAGAAGCUACAGAGCGCUAUAAUAGGGAAAACGUUGCCUUAAGGGCGGAGUUGGAGGUGAUCGAAAGAGAAAGCACUGCACGCAGGAUCCGUGACGAGGCCGAGUUCCAACGCCUCGAGGCGGAGCUGCCUGGCCUCAUAGAGGAGAGGGAUGCGCUGUUGCAGGAAAAGGAGGCGCUGCUGAAAGAGCUGGAGGACAGGGAGUUGCAGGAACUCGCGGCUGAUCACGUCGCAUUGCUCGAGGACCUCUACAUAUUAAAGGAAGCUUGCCGCCUAGGGGAGGAGUAUAGAGAACUCGUCGACGCCCAUAACGCCAAGAUCGCGGGUGGAAGCGGUGAAGGACCGGGUUAG